Messenger RNA from Contarinia nasturtii (swede midge), 1181 nucleotides. RefSeq names its product BCL2/adenovirus E1B 19 kDa protein-interacting protein 3 (gene BNIP3). Bases 483 to 1070 code for a protein of 195 amino acids. The transcript has a single exon. Gene Ontology annotation, cellular component: mitochondrial outer membrane; mitochondrial envelope; nucleus. Gene Ontology annotation, biological process: mitochondrial outer membrane permeabilization; positive regulation of apoptotic process. The record is from RefSeq and is a predicted model, not a curated record. NCBI's taxonomy places the organism in Eukaryota, Metazoa, Arthropoda, Insecta, Diptera, Cecidomyiidae.
UUGUAUUCGCAUAGCACGAAUAGAGUCGAUGGUACGCUUGAAAGUCAUUGUGUUUCUUUUGUUGACGAGACGCAAAACAAAACAAAGAGAUUAAAUACACAAUUCGAAAAUCGAAACGACGACGACGACUAAGAAGCAGAUUCAUUUUUCAUUUGCAAAUUUCAGUUGUAAACGUAGAAAAAAUUUGGUCGACUCUCUGUCGACACACAUUUUUGAAUUUUAAUUUUUUUUUUUAAAUAAAAAUCAAGUUUCAAGUGUUGUAAAUCAAAAAUAGUUGAAAAACACCAACAAUUUCAAAACGAAAUUUCGUGAAAUAGACGAGAAACUAAAAAAGAUUAUAAAAAAGAUUAAAUGUAUGUGUUCGUGUGAAAUACAAAGACGUCUGACAUUUAAAUUUGCUUUAGUGCGUAUUUAAGCAAAUAUAAAGUUUUUGCAAAACGAAUUUAAAAUAGAAAAAAAAGAAGAAAGAAAAUCAUAGCAAAAUGACAACCACACCACCAAAAAAUGCAGACGAUUCAUUGAGUGAUUCGUGGAUUGAUAUGAAUGGCAUCAAAAGUCCAGGCAAUCUAUCGGGCCAUGUAACGCCAUUACCAUUUACAUUUGGCGAAGAGUAUUUGCGUUUGUUGCGCGAAGCACAACGUGAUUCAAAUCAAUCGAGUCGUGUUGUAUCAUUGACCAGUUCCAGACGUGAUACGCCAAAGGAAAGUCCAAAAUCACCUCCAAACAGCCCGAAUUUUGCGGACGAUGAAUUGCGCGGUGUGUAUGUUAAUUACUGGAAUAAAGAAGGUGGUGAAUAUAUGAAUUUUCAAAAUGCUGAUUGGAUAUGGGAUUGGAGUUCGCGACCCGAUCAAUUACCACCAAAAGGAUGGAAUUUCCAACAUCCACGACGACGACCGGGCUAUUCAAUGCGUUUGGCACGUGUUGGCAAUAAUUCAUUAUUUUCACGCGAAGUACUUUACUCGUUAUUGCUCACAAAUGUAUUGUCGCUGAUUAUUGGGGCUGGUGUUGGAGUUUGGCUAAGUAAACGUGGUGUUGGUUUCAUCUUUGGCAAUAUCCAAUCGCUUGAAUGAUUAAUCGCCGAUGAUGUUUAUGUACUGGACGGCAUGAACUGGAUUUAGAUAACAAUUAUUUAAAAAAAAAAAACACAAUUCUUCUUUGCGACGCAAACAACUGCAUCGCAA